Messenger RNA from Paramuricea clavata, 1539 nucleotides. The record is from the annotation of a GenBank genome assembly. Lineage: Eukaryota; Metazoa; Cnidaria; Anthozoa; Malacalcyonacea; Plexauridae.
AUGGAAGUAAAGGAAAAAAUAACCAACGACAUCAAGGACGCAGGAGUUUUUUCCAUAAUGGCAGACACAACCCCUGACGUUAGCCAUAAAGAUCAAAUGAGCGUUAUCUGCAGGUACGUAGAUCACGACGGAGCUGUUCAUGAGCGUCUUCUUGACCUGAAAGAAUUUCGAGAAAAGACCGGAGAAGGUCAAGCCACCGCUAUUAUUCAAUCAGUAGACCAAAACGGAUUAGACAACAAGAGCAUCGCUUUUCAAUCGUACGAUUUUACGAACAGUAUGUCUGGAAAAUACAAUGGUGCACAAGCAGUUGUCUCACGGUUACUCGACAGAGAAGUACCAUACAUACCAUGCCAAGGCCAUCGUUCUAAUACCGUCAAUGAACAUGCUUGUGAAGCUAGUCCAAUAGUAUCCGAGCUAUUUGAUACUCUCCAAGCGACAUAUUCCUUUUUCUCUGGCAGUACCAAGCGGUAUGCUGUCUUGCAUGAUGAACUUCAAAAUGUCGAGAACUCGCUAAUACUAAGAAACCUUUCUCUUACAAGAUGGACAGCACGAGCGGAAUCUCUCCGAGCGAUGUGGAUAUCGUAUGAAGCCGUGAUCGAAGUUCUAAGGAAAAUUUCAAAUGAUGGUUCUGUUGACGCGAAAGGAAAAGCUGCUGCAACUGGUCUGCUGGCUAAAGUUCUCCGGGUCGACUUUGUGGUCAGUUUAAUGUUCAUGAGGAUUAUUCUCUGGAAAACAAAGGUUCUGACGGAAUCACUUCAGAAAGAAGAUUUGAAUAUCGUUGAUGCUUUGGAAGCGUUGAAUGGUACAGUAAAAUCUUUGCAGGACAUAAGAAAAAAUGAUGAGGGAAUUGCAAAUCAGAUUCAAGCUUCAACUGAAGUGCUAUCAGGAAAGUACGUGGAUGCUGCCGGUGAAUUUGCAAAGCUGCAUCGGCCACGCAGUCAACCACGCCGUUUGGAUGAUAACCCAGAAUCAGCCGCUGAAAUUUCAAUGAUGAACUUUUAUGACAGAGAAUUUAAAGAAGUUCUUGAUAUUCUAAUCGCACAGUACAAGGACAAUAUAAAUGCAAGUUUGGAGAAGGUGAAAGCACUUUCCAUAGGCCUCCAACCACCGCUGAGUUCCCAUCAUGAAGAAAAAGAUGUGAAAGAUCUUCUCAACUUAUUCCCGCUUCAAGCACCAGACCAAGCUGCGUUUACUGCUGAAUUCGAAGUUUUUGUUAAUGUGGCUAUGAACGAAGGCAAUACAAAUCCUAUCCAGUCAUUGGCUGAUGCUGCCAAAGAAGCUGAGAAGCGAAAACACAUUUUCCCGUUGACCAGUCAAGUUUACAGACUCGCCCUGACGGCUCCCGUGACAUUGGCAGAAAAUGAAAGAACAUUCAGCAAGCUAAAGACUGUGAAAACCGCUUUGCGCAAUUCCAUGUCGGAUCAUCGCUUACAAAAUUUAAUUUUGCUAAACAGCGAAAAAGAUAUUACUGACAGUGUGGACCUAGACAUACUAGUUGAGAAAUGGUUUAUGAAAACCAACCGAAGAAUAAAUUUGUGA